Messenger RNA from Diuraphis noxia (Russian wheat aphid), 1356 nucleotides. RefSeq names its product tubulin beta-4 chain-like. The record is from RefSeq and is a predicted model, not a curated record. NCBI's taxonomy places the organism in Eukaryota, Metazoa, Arthropoda, Insecta, Hemiptera, Aphididae. Gene Ontology annotation, biological process: microtubule-based process. Gene Ontology annotation, molecular function: GTP binding; GTPase activity; structural constituent of cytoskeleton. Gene Ontology annotation, cellular component: microtubule.
AUGCGUGAAAUAUGUCACUUACAAGCUGGUCAAUGUGGAAAUCAAAUUGGUGCAAAGUUUUGGGAAGUAAUAUCCGAUGAGCAUGGUAUCGACCCAACUGGAUCAUAUCACGGAGAUUCCGAUUUACAGUUAGAAAGAAUCAAUGUUUAUUACACCGAAGCACUUGGUAUUUUUAAUUUAUCAGGUGGUAAGUACGUACCUCGAGCAGUUCUUGUGGAUUUGGAACCUGGAACCAUGGAUUCGGUAAGAUCUGGCCCUUUUGGUCAAAUAUUCCGACCAGAUAACUUUGUUUUUGGGCAAUCUGGUGCAGGCAAUAACUGGGCUAAAGGACAUUAUACGGAGGGUGCUGAGUUAGUGGAAUCAGUGCUAGACGUGGUCAGAAAAGAAGCAGAGAGUUGCGACUGCCUGCAAGGGUUCCAACUKACUCAUUCACUAGGCGGUGGAACUGGUUCCGGCAUGGGCACUCUUUUGAUAUCAAAAAUUCGUGAAGAAUACCCAGACAGGAUCAUGACUACAUUUAGCAUCGUUCCUUCUCCCAAGGUAUCUGACACAGUCGUGGAACCAUACAAUUCUACAUUAUCUGUCCACCAGUUGGUAGAGAACACCGACAAAACAUUUUGCAUUGACAACGAAGCCCUAUAUGAUAUAUGCUUCAGGACACUGAAGCUCACAACACCUACGUACGGUGACUUGAAUCACUUGGUAUCGGCGGCAAUGUGCGGUGUGACCACUUGUUUCCGGUUUCCCGGGCAGCUCAAUUCAGACCUCCGGAAGCUGGCUGUUAACAUGGUUCCAUUCCCGCGUCUACAUUUCUUCAUCACUGGCUUUGCGCCUCUAACAUCCCGAGGAAGCCAACAGUACCGUGCGCUCACCGUUCCAGAACUGGUGCAGCAGAUGUUUGACGCCAAGAACAUGAUGGCUGCAUGCGACCCCAGACACGGCCGGUACCUGACGGCUGCCAGUAUAUUCCGGGGACGUAUGUCCAUGAAAGAAGUCGAUGAGCAGAUGCUAAAUGUACAGACCAAGAACUCUAGCUAUUUCGUCGAAUGGAUACCAAAUAACACGAAGACCGCGGUCUGCGAUAUACCACCCAGGGGUCUUAAGAUGUCAGCCACAUUUAUCGGCAACACAACAGCCAUCCAGGAGAUGUUCAAGCGCGUGUCUGAACAGUUUACAUCCAUGUUCCGGCGCAAGGCGUUUUUGCAUUGGUAUAUAGGUGAGGGUAUGGAUGAGAUGGAGUUUACUGAAGCCGAGUCAAACAUGAACGAUCUGGUAUCUGAAUACCAACAGUACCAGGACGCGACCGUCGAUGAGGAUGGUGAAGGAGAUGACGACGAUGAGGAUGCCGAAGCUUAA